AUGGGACUCGGUUAUAAGAGCGAAAUUGGCGCCGUGUGCAGCGCGUGCAUUGCGGCCGUGUGGCUUUCCCAGCUGCCGCGUGCGUACCUCACCGUGGCGGUACCGGCGUCGCUUGUUGUUCAGCGGCUCGUGGCGCGCGGGUUUCGGAAUCGCGCGCGUCCGCCGCAUAAGGGCGACGAGAGCGCAAAGACCAAUGGAUCCGACAAGGCCGCGUCACAGCGGGAGCGGCACCCGGGAUUUGUGCUGUCGCGCGACAUGAAGGAGGAGGAGCGGCCAGUGGCGGUCGUCACGGGGACGAACAGCGGCAUUGGGUACUACACGGCCGUGGGGCUCGCGGUGGAGGGCUACCGCGUGGUCUGCACCUGCCGAAAUCCGGCCCUCAGUGAGUUGACGGCGGCGAAGAUUCGCGGGGCGGCGGAGGGGGCGCGGCGCAGGCGCAGCGGGGACCCCAGUUACGCGGAGGUGCCGGAACUGGUUCUUGUGGACGGGCGCUUUUCCCUCGAGUGCGAUGACUUUGCCAGCGUGCGACGGUUUGCGGAUCAGUUUCUGGCGGUGUACAAGCGUCUCGACGUUCUUGUGAACAACGCCGGUAUGAUGCGGAGGCGACUGGAGUUCAGUCGACACAAUUCACAGCUGGAGCUUCACACCGCGGUCAACUUUCUUGGACCGCUGCUGUUGACAGAACUUCUUGUGCCCCGCAUUCAGCAGAGUCAGGGACGUGUCGUGUACGUUUCCUCCGCGGCCCACCGUUUCCCGCAGAUGACGUUGGAGACGGGACUCUGGAAGAAGCUGACAGGCAGGAGUCUUAAUAGGCGUCUCUUAGAUGCCCUUCAGCAGCUCAAUCAAGGCGAGUCGGGUUCAACAGGCCCGCUAAUGCAGGCGACACUGGGUGCCGCGUUUGUUCGCUAUGGGGCAAGUAAAUUGCUUAAUAUUUACCACGCGCACUACAUUGCACGACAUCACAGGCUGCCUGCAUGCUCCCUGCACCCUGGCUGUGUCGGGACAAACUUCUCGAGGGACCUUAUGCGUGGGGAAUGGACCAGCCUGAUCUAUCAGUAUGCCUCUCUCCUCUUCCUAAAGACGUGGGAGGAAGGAGCACAAACGACGCUGCACUGUGCGAUGUGCGACGUCGAUGAAUUGAGGCUUGUCAAGCCGCCGGAGGGUGCGCCACAAACCGAGCCCGUUAGCCCGUACUUUGUGGAGUGCCGCGACCAGACACUUGAGGCAUUGCUGUCCUAUGGCUGGGACGUUGAGGAAGGGGACCGCAUUGUGGAGUGGGGGAAGCAGUUGGUUGGGCUGACACAGAAAAAAAGUUGA
Molecule: messenger RNA, 1317 nt
Organism: Trypanosoma conorhini
Lineage: Eukaryota; Euglenozoa; Kinetoplastea; Trypanosomatida; Trypanosomatidae
Product: short-chain dehydrogenase
Exons: 1
Coding region: 1-1317 (438 amino acids)
Source: RefSeq, a predicted model, not a curated record